This is a messenger RNA of Talaromyces proteolyticus, 2593 nucleotides long. RefSeq lists its product as uncharacterized. The coding region runs from base 118 to 2421 and encodes 767 amino acids. NCBI's taxonomy places the organism in Eukaryota, Fungi, Ascomycota, Eurotiomycetes, Eurotiales, Trichocomaceae. The record is from RefSeq and is a predicted model, not a curated record. The transcript has a single exon.
UUCUACCCCCCCGUGAAACGAAACCUAUCGAGGUGAGUAUAGCCCAAUUGCCAGAUGCUGCGGUAUCUGUAGUAUGAUCAAUUAGUUAACUAGUAGUAUAUAGCCUUCACAAUCAAAAUGACACCAACUUCGCUGUCCCUUCGUCCCAGCGACGCAACCAACUCUCUCUCUCAGCGUGAACUUAGUUCUCACAAACUUAGUUCCGAUGAGAACAACCAACCUUUUCGGCCUGUAGGUCGUCGUCUGAAGCGUCGUCGAGUUAUUGAAGACUCCGAAGAUGACGAACCUGCUGUCGAUACAAAUUCGGCCGUAGGGAAUAACCCGGAGCCUGUUCAUCGUGAACCUAGUUCCGAUGAAACUCCUCAAUUGGCAAAUCGCCAUGGGCAGGAUCUCCGAGUGAUCGCAGAUCCUGACGAUGAAGAUGAACCAAUUGGCAAAGGAAUGGAUCCGAUGGUUACCCCUAGGGCCCAAAAGAAUGACACCUCAACUCCUCCGCCGCUGCCUUCCCCAAGCGCCUUUACUUCCAAUUUCGUCCUAGACGAACUUCUGGAAGAAGAGGAGGAUCUUGAGGAUGCGGCUCCGGAGCUUGAUGAUGAGGACGUUCUUUACGAAUCUGGUGAUGAAGAAGAAGACGACGAUGUCGUUCUUUCGCUUCAUGACGAUAGCGGUGUGCUGGAGGGGCAAAAAGGUGACUCCUUUGCGACCCUUCUGCGCUCUAUCAUAACCGCCUUAGUCCUCUGGACAAACCAACAUGAUGUUUCGAAGAUUGUAGGAAGAAUGCGCCCAAUUACAUUGGGUUUCUGGUCACUUCUGACGCGUGUUGAUAUUGACCUUCUCAUGGCGUUGUACUUGCCAGCCAUCCCCCGGCAAGUUAUGCGGCUAUUUGAGAAAUCAUCCUGGUCACUCGAUGAUCUGAUGUCACUCCCCUCUGUCCGCGGCAUCUCCAAAUACGGGGUUUAUGGGAAUUUCCCAACUGGAAACCUCAGUGUCAGAACCGAUAGCUCACCUGGGUGUGAAUGCUAUAUUGGUUCUACACAAUGCCUGGAUACGAGAGCUGAUCAGCAUCAACGUCUAGCCAAAAAGGAAGUAAAUGACCUUCCUAAAAGCCACAAAAGAAGUCUUCAUUACAACCAAAUCUGUCGUGAAGGUGUCAAAUCACACUUCAGGGCUUUAGCGGUCUUUGAGCAGCCGGUUGCAAAGGGAUACUUAAAUUUGCUUGAAGGGAUUUUCAUGAUCCUCUUUCAGACAUAUAGGUAUCGCCGCUACCAUGAGCAUGCACCAAAGGCUUCUUUUGACCUUUUCGACGAGAUCUCGGGCGUUGUGAAAAUCCCCUCUUCCGCAUGCACGUGGAGAGGGCUAAAUGGAGCCUGGCCUUUGCGCCAAGGAUUCUUCCACCCGUCAUGGAAGAAGUCACUCUCAUGCCAUAACGCGGCAUGCAGUCGAAUGACUAUUCCUGGAAGGCGGUAUCUCUUUGCUCCCUUUGAUCCGUUGGGUCCAUAUAUCUGCCCACUAUGCUACAUGUAUAGACGGCGAUAUGGGAACUUUCCAAGCUCAUCAUUUACGGAAAGUGUCAACGAGAGGAUAGAGCGUACCAACAAAGUUAGGGAACGGAGAAAGGCCGCAGGCGGAGAUCUCGCAUGCAGUUGCUGUUCCCGGGUGGAAUCUCAAUUUCCUCGCAAUGCCAGAGGAGGGACUAAGAUUCGCCUACAUCGGAUUCAUCCGAAAUUCCCAGACAUGAAUCUUUGCAGAUAUUGUUAUAUGUUUGUAGAUGAACACAACCGUCUGCGAAGUUCGGAAGAAAUCGAGCAAUACUCGCGUAUCUUUGACUUGAUUGUCGCAAGACUAGGUGAAGGAAAAGUCGUAUGUGAGAAUUGCAGUGCCGUAGAUGGCCAUCCAACCUGCCGUGGACAACAUAGAUCCAAUGCAGAGACAGGUUUGGUACUAUGCACACCAUGUGAAGAAUACCAGUGCCACCACCACAAGCUUCGUGAUCCAUUCUGUCAGCGGCGCCUUGAAGUCGUGUAUGAAGCGGAUCAAACGCGAAAGCGUGGUGAGCCGGUACUGUGUGCCUUCUGUCACCGUCCAGAGACUGCUGGAGGCUACAAGUUUUCUGUCUCGAAGAAGGGCCGCGGCCCUUACUGUCGGAUCAGAAACUGCCGAAGAGAAGCAGGAGCUGAUGAUGAUGACGAUAUUGCAGAUGGCGGACGGAGAGCCCGUCUCGCCGAUACACAGAGAUUGCAUGCAAGGCAAAGCGAUGCCGGUGAAGACAUCAUCUGCCGUUACUGCGGAGAUGUCGAAGGGAAGGGAAAAUCCAAAAAACCGUAUUCCAUCACAAGAAAUGGAUACGGUCCCUACUGUCAUCGAAAAAAGUGUAGGGCGGAAGCUAGAGCAGGACGUGAUCCUGUUUACCCAACUCGUUGAGAUAAACUCACAAAGUGCCAUUGGAUCUUUAUGUGUUUCUGUCACGAGCUCUCCCAUCACGGCGGAAAUUGUCUAGGCAGGUAAUUUCUACAGGAAUCGGGUAGUUCACGUUGUCAAGAUUGUUAUAGUCGUUGACUCGAGAGCCCGGGGAAUGUUCGGUGAAGUUUUUUUU